Metopolophium dirhodum (rose-grain aphid) is the source of this 2211-nucleotide messenger RNA. RefSeq lists its product as uncharacterized. Lineage: Eukaryota; Metazoa; Arthropoda; Insecta; Hemiptera; Aphididae. Bases 257 to 1774 code for a protein of 505 amino acids. The record is from RefSeq and is a predicted model, not a curated record. The transcript has 11 exons.
UUAUAUUUUUUGUGCCGCUGUGUUGUGACUUGUCGCACUUGAUAGUGUUUGCCAUCGCACUAUCCGACUCUCGUAGUCGCAUAUCUCGCGUAUAUUGUUACUUAUAUUAGUCCACGCGUACUGUAAUAACUUUAAGUUUUAACCGUACAAAUUGUUUUCAGCUAUAGUGCUGUACCUAUAUUGUUAUUGUUAUAUUGUUAAAUUGUGUUGUGUUUCAACUUGAUCGAGAUCUAUAAGUUCAAUAAACCAGUAUAAAAUGUGGAUCAUAGUUAGUUUUGACGAUGAAGAUGCUGUAGAAGCUGUUCCUGCUCACUGGAUUAAAAAUAACAUGUGUGCCUGGCCAAAAAAAGAUACAAAAAAACAUAUACAACGUAGGACUAUUCCAAAUAAAUUUGAUUUUAAUUAUUUUAAAUCAAGAAUUUUGAAAAAAGGCAUUGGAACAUUACAUGAAGCUCGAGAAAUGGUUAAAUUGGCAGAGGAGACAAGUGACCUAUCUAAUAUAGAAAACACAAAAAGGAAAAAAAAAACUACAAUCAAAAAUGUAGAACCUCCUCAGUAUAUUGAAAAAUUACAAUUACAUAAAAAUAAACAAAAUGAUGAUUUAGUUUCUAGGGAGGAUUUUGAUAGGUCAAUAACAUUUGAGACUUCACCCAAAAAGCAGAAAACAGUUACAAGUUAUGAUUUUAACCAAAAUUUAGAACAUAACUAUAAAGAGAUCAGUACAAUAGAGAAUUGUAAGACACAAUCAUUAAAAUCCAAACUAAAUAUGAUUGGUUCUAGAUUUUCAAAUGAAGGUCAUACUAAUCAUCAGAUGUCAGAUUGCUCUCCUUCAAAAGUAAAAAGAACUCUUUUUAAACCAAUAAGUACAUCAAUUCAAGAGAAUAAGUCUUCAUCAACAACUCCAGAAAGUAAUCAUGAAAUAUCAUCCAUCGUAUAUACAUCAUCUUCUCCAUUUAAGGUCAUAUCACAAGACAACUAUCAAUCAUUAAUUCCUGAUGUUCAUGAAGAAAUAGUGUUAUCAGAUUAUAAUACCAAACAGUUAUCAAAUCUUAGCCAUAGACCAUCCACAUCAACUAAACACAAUUGUAAUGAUGAUUUAAAAAUCAAAAACAUGAUGCCUAAGCCAUAUUCAUCUACAAAAUUCAAUAAUUAUAUUAUUAAAGAUCACAAAAGGAUGAAUGAAGUUUCACCGCAGAGUAAUUUAGCCACCACACCAAGAGGCACCAAUUCAUCUGACCAACAUUCUGAUAUUUUGAACAGGAUCUUAAAUGUGGUAUUAAAGAUUAGGUAUGAUGUACAGUCCAUUCAACAGAAGCAGAUGGAAAUGGAACAGGCUCUAACAGUUGCAAUAAAUCAAGUAAAUGAAACCAAAGGCUCCACUCACCAAAAUAUAUCAACAGAAGCAGAAGAUUUUUAUUUAAUGAUUCCCAUAAUGGACGAAGAACAAUUAUUUAUAUUUGAAGAAAAACUUUUGGAAAAGUCUUAUAAAUUAUGUGUUGUAAAUGAGCUCAAACGUCUUCAAAAAAAAGAACUUAAUUCUACGGUAAGAGGCUUACUAAAAGCACUUUUCAACGAUGAUGUCUUAAAAGAAUAUAGUUAUGUUGGGCAAAAAAAAAAGAAAAUUUUCUGUUCAUUAAGAUCAUGUGCAAUAGUUUUUGAAACGAUUAGAAAAAUGAAAAACUUCCAAAGUUCAACUAACGCAACUAUUGAAGACCCAAUUAAAAAAUACAUAGCUGGUGCUGGUUUUAGAAAAUCUUCUAAAAAUAUAGAUUAACCAAAAAUUUUAAAUUUCAAUUAUUCUAUUAAAACAAACAUUUUAAAGAUAUAAAAUACCUGUUUAUUAAGUUCAUAUUUGUAUUGUAAUAUUACAAAAGUUUGUUAUUUUUAUUUUAUGAUACUAUAAUAAUAUUAUAUAUGCCUAUAAAUAUUAUUUUACAAGCUAUUCAUUAUAUUUUCCUUAUUUUAAAUAAAAAUUAGAAAUAUUUUAUUUUUUUGUUUACUGACUGCAUUUUAAUUUAAAUAUCCAUACAGUCUUGAAUGGUAUAUAUAAUAGCUUUAUGUUAAACUGAAAUGUACAGCAAACUAAGAAUAGAUGCUUUUUUUCUAACUGUUAUUUCAACAGCCUAAGGUAUGUUGGCUUAUGGAAAAACUGUUUACAAAAUUCAUUAAAUGUGUAAGUCAAAGUACAUAGGUAUCAUUUUGUAAGCAAAA